AUGCAUGUCCCACGACUUCCACCAUACAAUAGUGAGUCCUUGAAAUCGAUUUCAAGAAUCUGGGAGCGAAAAUUCUCAGAAAUUUCAGCUACCUCACUUCCACUUAAAGACAAGAAACACUCACGACAACAACACAUCAAGACUCUUUAUUUUAGGUUUGAU
Sphenostylis stenocarpa is the source of this 162-nucleotide messenger RNA. Lineage: Eukaryota; Viridiplantae; Streptophyta; Magnoliopsida; Fabales; Fabaceae. The record is from the annotation of a GenBank genome assembly.